AUGUCUUGGAACAUAUUUUUAUUCUCUGUUACAAUAAUUGUUCUGUUUUUAUCAUUGAUAUUCGAUUCAACAUUUGCUGUUCAAUUACUGAACACAUCGUCGGGUAUCUAUGUAGGUCAAACAGCUAAUUAUGGUAAUGUUAUUGUUCAACAAUAUCUUGGAAUUGAAUACGGUCGAAUUAACAAAAGGUUUGAUCGAGCAACAUCUAUUAUACGAGAAAAUGAUCAAAUCAUUAAUGCAACUUCACUUGGACCUUUAUGUAAACCAACAGCAGGUACAUGUUUAGGAAAUACAGGAAUAUAUCCUUUAGGACCAUAUUGUUCAGUUAAUUAUGGUAUUUUUUCUGUUAAAUCAAUUCCUGCUGAGCAAUGUCUUUUUUUAAAUGUUUUUAUUCCGGUGACUCCAAAUAACAAAAGAAAAAAAGCUCUAUUUAUGUGGAUUCAUGGUGGUUCCGGUCAAAUUGGUACAGGCAAUGUAUUUGAUGGAACUGUACUUGCUGCUGUAGGCGAUAUUAUUGUUAUAACAUUCAAUUUUCGUCUAAAUCUUUUUGGUUUUUUAUCAUCAGGUGAUGAUCGUUUAGAAGGUAACCUUGGUUUAUAUGAUCAAUCAUUAGUGCUUGAUUGGAUAUAUACGAAUGGUGAUGCAUUAGGUGGUGAUAUUCAACGUAUUACAGUCGGUGGUCAUUCGGCUGGUGCACCACAUGCUUAUUAUUUGGCAAUAUCACCAUUAAAUAAUGGACGAAUACGUCGAUUAUUAUUACAAAGUGGUAGUCCAUUUCAUGUAUGGUCACAUUUAAAAGCACGAGAUGCAAUGGAAAAAUUUAAUAUUGUUGUUAAUGAUAAUGAAUGUGGAAAUAUGACAACAUUUAAUGAAAAAUUAAAAUGUCUACAAGAACGUGAUUUUGAUUCAAUUGCUGAACAAGAACAUCAUUCAUAUACAAGUGCUAAUCAUACAAAUGUUGUUAUUAAUGGAAAUUUUAUGAGUCGAUUUCAAGAAGUAUUUGAACAAAAUGAUACAUUAGCAAAUGUUGAUAUACUUAUGGGAUCAACAGAUGAUGAAGGUGCUUAUGUUGCAAUAGUACCUAUUCUGAUGGAACAAAAUAAUCAAGACUCAGUAACACUUAAUAAUGUAAAUUUUACUGCAAUAGCGUUAAAAUUUCUUACAGCAAUGCAACCAGAUAAAGCUUGCUUAUAUCAUAAAGCUUUACAAUUAUAUCAUAUUAAUAAUCCUCCAAUAAAUUGUUCUCAAUCAUAUGAUUGUUAUUGUUCACUAUUUUAUAAUUAUUCUCGUCUAAUAAGUGAUAUUUUAUUUAAUAAUGAUUAUUAUCGUUUUAUAGAAGAACGUUUAAAAUAUUCAAAUCGUACAUACAUAUAUCAAUAUUCACAUCGAACAGCACAAGAACAUCCAACACCUUGUAAUGAUUAUUUACAUAAGCAUGAUUUAGUUGGUCAUUUUGCUGAACUUGAAUAUACAUGGGGAACACCAUUAUUACAUAAAAUAAACAGUUCUGAUCAUACAAUAAUAUCAUUAAUAAAAUAUGUUCGAUAUUUAUCAAAUACAACAAUUAAUCGUAAUGUAACACAUAUGUAUACUGAUGAACAAAUUCAAUUUAGUAAACAAUUAAUAGAACAAUGGUCAAGUUUUAUUAAAUAUGGUCGACCAAUGAGUUCUAUAUUUAAAGAUGAAUGGCCACCGAUUAGUAAUAUAUCUACAGCAUAUAUGAUGCAUUUACAAGUUAAUCGAAGUGAAAUUAAAAAAUUAACUAUUCCAUCAAGUGUACAAUUUUGGAGAAAUGAAUGUUCAACAAAGACUAAAAAUUAUAUUACAAUUAUUGAAAAGAGGAAUAAAGCGUCAAUUUUUCGAAUAUCAUUAAUAAUAUUUAUUUCUUCUCUAUUAUCUCAAAAGAUGAUAAGUUUAAUCAAUUCAUUAAUGUGA
Messenger RNA from Rotaria sp. Silwood2, 1935 nucleotides. The record is from the annotation of a GenBank genome assembly. NCBI's taxonomy places the organism in Eukaryota, Metazoa, Rotifera, Eurotatoria, Philodinida, Philodinidae.